AAGAGAUAUUCAGUACACAAGUGCAUAACAAGCUAUUUAACAAUAUAUAGAUUAAUUUGAGUCUAGGCAAACUAAAGCAUCAGAGUAAUUGUUGGUUUCUAUGUAAAAACUAAAAGAUUUUAGUAAAUGUUUGUCAUUUACUAUAGAGUUUACUAUAGAAUUUUAGAUAGAACUUAGUAAAAGAAAUUUCUGAUGGUUCCCUGGUUUUAUAAGCCCAUAAAGACAUUGAAAAAUUAUAAGGUAAUCAUUUAUCAAAACUAAUUGCAUUAAUGCAUAAUUAUGUUUCAUUAAAUAAUAAUAAUUACACAGAUUACCUAUUUUGUAUUUUUUUUUAGAAAAUGUAAAUGUGUUGUUUUUAGACACUUUCUUAGUUUGCUGCAAUUGAAUAUACAGUAAUGUGAAACUUGAAAAACUGUGAUAAUUAUUUUGUAAAUAUUUUUCAUUAAAUUGUAAUGUGUCGAUGAUUUGCAAUAAUUACAUUAUUUAAAAAUUACCCGUGUUCACUAACUUACGUGAAUGCAUCAGUAGUCACGUAAAGACGCGCUAUAACGAUAUCUUUUUUUAAUGGCUGCGUGAAACACUUUUGAACUAUAAUAUUAGGAUAAAAUGGUCACUGAAAUAAAACAGGUGCUGCGGCUGCUUAUGCUCAUGGCGAAGCAGAGACAGCAGCGGGUUGCAAAGACAGAAGCAGGAGGGGGAGGACUCCUGGUUCUUCUGUGGUCUGCGGAAAAAAAUAUCCCUCAGGGUUUGAACUGCACUGUGGCAGCUGCGGGUUCCUGGUGUAGAGGGAUUCAAAUGCGUCAAUUCCAGAGUGCCUUCACAGAUUUGAAGGACCGUGUAUUUCCCCUUGCGUUCCUGUGUCCUGAUCCUGACCCCGAGGAGCUGUUUGCGUUCACUGAGUUAUAUGGGUCCCUCAGAGUACUGUUGUCAUUUCAGAUGAGAAACAUAAGGCAUUUUAGCCCAGAGUGUCAAACUCACAUAGAGACACUUCUUAAAAUAUUCAGUUUGGUUAAUGCAGGGAUUGAAAUCUACCUUACAUCCAAACUUAACCAGGAGACCGCCCAUUCAGAAUUCAGAGCGAAGAACAAAAGUAAAGUAGAAAACUCGGGCAGAAUUUCACUGAUUUUGGAUGUCACCAGCAAUACACAGGCUCCAAAGUGGGUGAAAAAAGAGUGCUGGUGUCAGGGAGGACACCCUGUCCUCGGAGACCCAUUGUCACUCAGUAUUCCACCACAAGUCAUGGAUGGGGGCCUGUACGGGGAGCUCAGCAUUCAGCCUGUGACACUUCUCAGUCCCUGUAUGCUGCAGUACCCUAAUGUGGCAACCCAGCUCACUCACAUACAAGUUUUGGUUUACGGGCCCAGUAAUGUUCCUGUCACAGGCCCCUCCACCUACCUCAAGAACCUUCCUGCCCAUCUGGACUAUAAAGAUCUGGGUCUGCAUAGGCUUCACUGCUCCUCUUUCAAAGAUCUUCUCAAUGGCGGUACUAUGUAUGAAGUUCAGCAAGAAAACGAUGACAGAGAGUCAAGUCUUCCCACAAUGCACCAGAGUCUACUGCUUCUACUCUUUCUGCAGUACAGUGACCCUUUUACCUCCGAGAUGUCUGAUGUCAUGGCUGCAGAAGCACUGAUAGAGCACCAUCUGGAGGAUAUUUUGUGCAACAACAGUCAGGCUGUCACAGCAGCUCUGCAGGCUGAACUCGAGAACGCACUGAAGCCUCAAAAUCAAAGAAAAAGGAAACAGGAGAAGCUGUCUACAGCUUUGGAUAUAAUUGUCAGUUCAUCUGUCAAUAUUGUGAGCCGCAGCAGUAAUUUGGACUUCAGGAAUGCUUGUCUCAACAGAAUAAAGGUGCCUGACACUCACCAACUGUCGGCCACCCUCUGUGAAACUCUGAGGAGAGUGACAUCAUGGAAAUUUACUCCCAGGAGCCAGUGCUACUCUGCUCCAAUAGAUGAAAAUCCUCAGGGUAAUGAGUCUACCAGAGCAGAAAUGUGACACCAUCUGUAUUUGCCUUUAAAUAGAUUUGUUCUCAGCCUCUGAAAGCAGUUUGCUUAUGGAGUGAGUGGCAGUAAACUUUAACCUAUCGUUGCAAUACAUUUUGAGUAUGUUGAAGUAAAUGAAAAACAAUAUUUCAGCUUUUUCUGAGUAUGUUUAUAAUACAUGCAGUGGUAUAUUUUGUUAUUAAAAAAUAAUUUAAGUUUCAACUUGUAUUAGUUUUCAUUGUUAAUUCCUCUGACUGCUAUGUCUUCUUCCUCUCGUUCUGGUGAUUUGAUGAGUUGUAUUUUCGAAAAUUACGUCGGUAUUUGGUGUUUUUUAAGUCGACUGAUGUGCUAAAAAGUAUGUUCCACUUAUUGCCGUUGGAUGGCAACAGCGGGCUUUGAGGCAUUCUUCACUUCCGCUUGUUUAUUUUGUCAGCCGUGACGUAGCUUCUGGCCGCCAACGUCGACUUCACUUUUUCGCGGUAAAUGAAUAGUGUUUCUAUGCAGGAGUUGUUUAGAGCCUUGUCAUCUUUUAAGGGAGAAGUUUAGAAGUAACUGCUGCAUAUAGGGGCAACGUAGUUGGAAAAAUUGCGUUGUCGUUGUUAUGAAACAACGGUAAAGCUUACCAUAAGGCCGGCAGACAUUUGUUCUAAUUGUAAA
Cynoglossus semilaevis (tongue sole) is the source of this 2639-nucleotide messenger RNA. RefSeq names its product TOP6B like initiator of meiotic double strand breaks (gene top6bl). Gene Ontology annotation, biological process: meiotic DNA double-strand break formation. Lineage: Eukaryota; Metazoa; Chordata; Actinopteri; Pleuronectiformes; Cynoglossidae. The transcript has 14 exons. The record is from RefSeq and is a predicted model, not a curated record. Bases 607 to 1995 code for a protein of 462 amino acids.